This is a messenger RNA of Lampris incognitus (smalleye Pacific opah), 1459 nucleotides long. RefSeq names its product guanine nucleotide-binding protein G(I)/G(S)/G(O) subunit gamma-5. Gene Ontology annotation, molecular function: G-protein beta-subunit binding. Gene Ontology annotation, cellular component: heterotrimeric G-protein complex. Bases 90 to 296 code for a protein of 68 amino acids. The record is from RefSeq and is a predicted model, not a curated record. NCBI's taxonomy places the organism in Eukaryota, Metazoa, Chordata, Actinopteri, Lampriformes, Lampridae. Gene Ontology annotation, biological process: G protein-coupled receptor signaling pathway. The transcript has 3 exons.
ACGCGACACUGGCGAAGGAGCCGCAGGAGUUUUCUCAAGUUCGUUCUUUCCGUUUUCGGGACUCGAUUCCAGACUAAAACACUGGGACAAUGUCGGCUUCUUCCAACAUCACAGCCAUGAAGAAAGUCGUACAGCAGUUACGAUUCGAAGCGAAUUUAAACCGAGUCAAGGUUUCCCAGGCUGCAGCUGACCUACAACAGUUUUGCCUUCAGAAUGCCCAGCAGGACCCUCUGCUGACUGGCGUGUCCUCCAGUACCAACCCCUUCAGACCACCCAAAGUCUGCUCCUUCCUAUAGCUCACACACUGGCAUCUUUACUUCACUGCCUUCUGGAAAAUGGAGAGCCAGCAACUUUGUACCAUGAAGUGACUGUGUCAUAUUUCUGCAGGUUGCUCAUAUUGAGGUGCCUUAUGGAAUGCGUGGACAGAGUUUUGCACUAUGGAUUGGAAUGGUCUGAGUGCCAGGGAAUUCCAGGAAAGCCAACUAAUGUGUUUUUUUUUUAACUUUGACUUUUUAUAACAUCUCAAAAAUAUCUCAAGGUGCUUGUAAGAAACUGUCUUAACAUACUUACUUGGUUGUAACUUACACACACACACACACACGCCUUUUUGAAUUGUACAUUUUUUUUUGUUUGACUUUUGAGAAUAAAUGAAUAACAUUUCAACCCUGUAUGUACAUGUUUUUUUUUCUUCAGGAUAACACUCCAUACAUUUAUAAAACUGAAAUUUGUCAUAAUAACCUUGACAAUGACUGUCCAGCCCCUGUGAUGUUAAAGUUGAGGUAUUAUUACAGUGGCUGUGCUCUGUUACAGACUGAGCCAUUAUAAUAUUCUUUAAAAUAAAUCCUAAUCCAGACAACGGGUGCAGUUUACCAUGUUCCAAUGCAACUUAUCUGAUCAUAUCAUGCAUUAAAGGGUACACAAUAUUUUCACUCCAACCAAAAACAUAACAGCUCAUUUCAUUGGUUAAUACAGAACCUGUACUGGAACGGUGUUAAGAUGAAAGAAAAAAUGACUUGAAUGUCAGUUAUAUUCUAUUCCAGGAUUAAAAAAAACAACAACAUUCUGACGGAACUUGUUAUAAAUCAAUCCAGUAAACCAGCAUUCAGUUUUGUUGCCGGCAGGUUUAUCAACCUUUACUUGUUUACAAACGAGACAGUUUGUUUAUGAAAGGGAAUAUUCAUUUUGUAAUGGUCUUACUUGAGAAAAUGAGACGGUUUGCAUCAUAGAAAAGUCGCUGACAAAUGUUUUGUUUUUGUCGACUAAACACUAGACUGAAGCCAUCUGGUGUGUUUGGUGAGAAUGAAAGCCAGCACUCGGUGGAAACCUGCUGGCAGGUCGAUUUCAAUGGUUCCAGUCUCAGGUGAUGUAACUGCCAUUUUCAGGUUGGAUAGGGCCGUAAAGCGAUUCAUCACAUCGUUCCCAAUCACUGGAAUAAUAUCUCAAGAUUGACAGUUGGUUG